Molecule: messenger RNA, 3856 nt
Organism: Carcharodon carcharias (great white shark)
Lineage: Eukaryota; Metazoa; Chordata; Chondrichthyes; Lamniformes; Lamnidae
Gene: gnpat
Product: glyceronephosphate O-acyltransferase
Exons: 16
Coding region: 155-2191 (678 amino acids)
Biological process (GO): ether lipid biosynthetic process
Cellular component (GO): mitochondrial membrane; peroxisomal membrane; peroxisome
Molecular function (GO): glycerone-phosphate O-acyltransferase activity
Source: RefSeq, a predicted model, not a curated record
GUUGAGUGGUGGGUGAGGUGCUCUCUUGUUCGCCUGCUUGGGCCUGGUGUCGCAUGGAGGUGCUGAGUUGUGUCGGGCCCUGGUGGGGUGCCGGCCACUUCAGCCUCUCUUCCUAGUCGAGACCUCAGGCAAGGGCAGCUAUUAUGAGACGCCGAUGUCUCACUUGGCCACAGUCAGCAUGGCGAGCCCGGCUGUGGAGUCUCUGUACCCGCAGAAGGAUAUGACACUGAAUAAAAGAGAUGGAUUUGAAGACUUGAUGGAAGAGCGCAGACACAGCAGCGAUCUGAGAUAUGCCAUGCGAUGCUACACUCCAGUAGUUUACAAGGAUCUUGUGCCCCGUACCCCUAGUGCUCUCAGGAGCAUUGUACUGAAAUCUGACCAAGUGCAAUAUGUCAUCAAACAGUUGUCAAAAGAAACUGGCGAAUCUCCAGAUAUCAUUAGCGAUGAAGCAGCUGACAUUUUGGAGAAGAUGGGACAUGGUCUUCGGUUAAGUGUAGUCCGAUUCUUUGCAUUUACCCUAAGCAAAAUCUUUAAAGCCCUAUUCCAGAAAGUGCGUGUAAACGAAGAAGGAAUUCACAAGCUACAUCAGGCUAUUCAAGAAUACCCAGUUGUUCUGCUGCCAAGCCAUCGCAGCUACAUAGACUUCCUCAUGUUAUCAUAUAUUAUGUACACCUAUGACCUUUGCUUGCCAGUCAUUGCUGCUGGAAUGGAUUUUCUGGGAAUGAAAAUAGUGGGAGAGAUGCUGCGAAUGUCAGGUGCUUUUUUCAUUCGGCGUUCCUUUGGAGGAGACAAGCUAUAUUGGGCGGUUUUCUCUGAGUAUGUGAAAACAAUUCUGCGGAAUGGUGACGCUCCUGUUGAAUUUUUUUUGGAGGGUACUAGAAGUCGUACUGGAAAAUCUCUGAUUCCCAAAUUAGGAUUGUUGAAUAUUGCAAUUGAACCAUUUCUGAUGGGGGAAGUUUACGACAUGUACUUAGUUCCCAUAAGUAUAAGCUAUGAACGUAUCCUGGAGGAAUCCCUCUACGCACACGAGCUUUUAGGAGUACCAAAGCCAAAGGAAUCAACUUCCGGUUUGUUGAAAGCCAGAAAGAUUCUGAGUGAAAACUUUGGAAGCAUACACGUUUACUUUGGGCAGCCUGUGUCGGUGAGAUCCCUAGCAACUGGGACUGUCAGGAGGUCUCGGUACAACUUGGUCCCCAGACAUAUUCCUCGGAAACCAUCUGGAGAUGUCUAUAGGUUUCUCGAUGCUGUCGGCCAUAGAAUGGUGAUGUUGCAGCAGAAAAACAUGGUGAUUAGUCCCUGGGCACUGAUGGCUACGGUGAUCAUCCAAAACCUGCCCAGCCUGCCUCUUUCGGAUCUCACCAGGCAGACACUAUGGCUCAAAGCGAUUGCGGAAGCAUUUGGUGCUUUUAUUGACUGGCCCAGACAUGUAACAUCUGACAAAAUGAUUCGCUCUAGUCUUGCCCAACGCCACAACAUAGUGAAGAUGGUCAAAGACCAGGUUGUGCUUUGCCAAGAAGGGACACCAGCUGAAUUUACAGUAGAAAAUAUUUUCAAGUAUACAGUCUCAGUGCUGAUGUGUGCAUCCUAUAGAAAUCAGCUACUGCAUGUUUUUGUGCGCCCUGCCUUGGUGGCAAUUGCAUUUCAAAACACACACAGUUGCAGGAGAGAGGAUGUCUACAGCUGCUUCAGCUACCUGCAUAAGAUUUUCUCUGACGAGUUUAUUUUUUUGCCAGGAGAUCUUGUCAAGGACUUUGAUGAAGGGCUAUACUUGCUGAUGAAGAGUGGUGCCAUUCAGGGGUCCCACACAGAUAUCUACAUUUCCGAGAAGGGCAGUGCCACCAUUUCCUUUUUGUCAGACAUGUUCAGGCCUUUUCUGGAAGGUUAUCAGGUUAUUUGCAAAUAUCUGCAGUGCACAGAAUUCACUGACCAUUUUACUGAGAAGAAGUUUAUCACUGAAAUACGAAGCUAUGCAGCAGAACUCAUUUUAACAGGUGCCAUAAAAUAUAAUGAGGUUCUUUCGGUGGAUAUGCAGAAAAACGCAUUGGCUGCUUUGGCCCGGCUCAGUGCUGUGGAGAAAUUGAAGAUAGCCAAUGGGAAUGUCUACAAGGUGAAUAAGCAGACUGUCACUAGGGUGGCAAACAUGCUGGCGCCCACAUUUCCAGUAAAAAAUGCUACUGCGGCCAGGCUUUGAGUGCGGGUACCUUGCUGCAUGGGCAUUCCUGAGACAGCUGGACCUGCAUUGCAUUGGUGGAGAGUGGAAUUUUUUAUUUUUUGAAUCAGUGAACGCCGGCACCAAACCAAGCCAGUUGAAAGAAAACAGCACAGGAAACAGAUGCAGAGUUGAUCGCCGGUUAGGGUGUCCGGCGUCAAGAAAUAUCGGUCUGUUCUGAACAGCAGGAAAUCCCUAUAACGACAAAUCCUUAAUGCUUAUGCUUUGAAUUGCCUUCACCUAUUGUGUCUUGUUGCUUUUUUUUAAAACUGUUAUGCAAGUGUAGAUUUUGUUACAUGUAAACAUGAAUACACCCAUACUAGUACUGAAAUGUGUUCUUAGCAGGAGCAUUCAGUUAAGUCCAACAAAGUCUAAAGGAAGAGUUUACAGCUCAGUUUUUCAUACCUCAGAGUAAUAUUGCCUCUGUUUUAAUUUCUUUGAACACCCAUAUGUAAAUCCAGGGGUUGCUGGAGAUAUGAGAUGCAGUUGUGGGUAAAAAUGUUCCUGUUGGAACUUCCUGAAAACAGCUAAAGUAAAACAGUAAGACCUCUUCACAGAAAAUUCCUGAUCACAGUCACCUGAAAACCACAGUUCAUAGUAUUUCAGUUCAGAUUCAGUCCUUAAAAUGACAAGAAUGGCAGAUGCUGGAGUUUCACAUCAGUUAGUGUUAUUGAAAGACACUUGGAAUUGGAACAUUGAAUAAUAAAUUCAUUUUAACUUUUGUACUUUAGUACGAGACAGUGCAAUAACAGAAGCUUUAGCAAUGCAGAAACAGCAAAGACUAGCCAAUUUAGUCUAAUCCAGAGUGCAAUAGUGAAUGGAAAUCAGCAACGUGGUGAGAAUAUUCCUAUUUUUGAAACCCCAUCUAUAAGCAAAUGGCAGUCUCAUAUUUCUUCAUGUGGCAAAUAACAUCCUGCAAACAAAGGAUUUUGUCAGUCACAGACCCAUUACAAGACCAUAGGACAUUUUUGAUAACUGUCCUAAUUGCAGCUCUUCUAUUCAAUAAAGAGGUUUAAUGGAUGAUACACAUCUUGAGAUCCUGAGAAUGUGAUGAGACACAAGCUAAUGACUUGUUUGAUCCCUUUAUAUGCAUCCAGGAAAUCACUCCAGUACUGGGGUCAUCCCAAGUGUUAUAGGGUCCAGAAAUGGGGGGGGGGGGGGGUUUGGAGUGGGAUAAUGUCACUGAUGAUUUAGAUUGUUCCUGAAAUAGGACCAUGUACUCACUCCAGAAGUGGAAGAAAUAAUUUAGUUACUCAUACAAUUUGAUCACUCCUGAAAUAGGGCCACGUGGUCACAGGUUAUAUGAUCACUCCUGAGAUCAGGCCACGUGGUCACUCCUGAAAUAGAAUAUUUCUCUGACAAUUGGACAACCUUGAGGCUGUGAUCCUUCAAGAAUGGAGUUGGGGCAUGGCAGGGUGGUGGUGCCCCAUGGUCACUUCUGAAAUUGGUUGCUGUUGAAGGAGGGUGAUGGCUACUCUGGUACACAAUUUUCGUGGUCAGCAUUCAAAUGAUUUUUGCAUAUAAUGGAACCAAACCCUUCCAAUGAUUGAAAAAAAACCUGCUUUAUGGAAACCAGUUUGUUAAAGGAACAUUUCAAGUAUGUUUGUUUGGAUGUGUAAUGUCCCUUAAUAAAAGUGCUAAUCAAAA